Molecule: messenger RNA, 1335 nt
Organism: Melampsora larici-populina 98AG31
Lineage: Eukaryota; Fungi; Basidiomycota; Pucciniomycetes; Pucciniales; Melampsoraceae
Exons: 5
Coding region: 1-1335 (444 amino acids)
Source: RefSeq, a predicted model, not a curated record
AUGUCGCAAACCCGAAGCUCAUGUCGCAGCGCAAAAGCCGGUGUCGCAUGCCAAAUAUACAUAUGUAACAACCCGGGGUCAAUACAGCGACAGACUGUCGCAACCGUGGUUGCGACGGGCUUUUGCCCACGGUGCGAGCAUCAUGUACGAUUAAGGCUGCGACCCGGCCCUGGACCCGGGAGACCCGGACUGCCCGACCUCUUUACUUCGCGAGGCAGGGCUUUGGCCGAGGCUUCUGAAACCUACACCACGGGGGGACUCUGGGUCGUCAGGUGGUCCCAUCAUGGUCGAGGCGUCAAGCGACCUCUCCGCCGCCGCGGGUUCAGCCCGGGGCACGCCUGUGCCAGCAGGGAGGCGGUCAGCCCCCUGGGGCGCAGCGAACAGUAUGCCCCGCCUAGAGCCAGACUGCACCUCGCCCCGGGCGCUUACCUCGGCGGUCCAGUGCUCACCACCCCAUCUUUCAGUCUUGGUCCCGUCGAGGGGCCACUUCCUGCCUCUCCCUCGCCGCCUCUGCCUGCCUCAGAGACCCGUGCAAUCGGAAGUGGCAGCCAGCGGACGCCACACAAAAGCAGAUCACACGCAAGAUACCGCUCAACAUCUCAUCUCAUCCGUGAGCCCACUUCUGCUGAGGCAGGCAGCGGACGCCACACGAAAGCAGAACAUCGGACGCAAGAUACCGCUCGUAGUCUUCGAGACGAGAUUCCAUACGCUUUACCGUUGACAAUGACACAACCUUCCCAACCCAAUUCAUAUUUCGAGUUGAUGUCCACAGACCCUUCCAAUCCUCAGUGGAAAUGCUUGGUUUGUGUACGGCACAUGCGCACCUAUGGCCCACAUUCAAAAUCCAAGGCUCACCUCGAAGCUGUUGCACAAUACGAGGCUCGUCUAGCCGGGGACCACGAGAUGAUACCCGGGCUCAAUGAAGACGGACACUCAGCGAACCACACAGCCACCCCUCAGGACAACCCAAUUGGCCUGGAACUCGACGAGGAUGGUCCUCGAUCCGACACAUCAGAUAGGCCCCCAUCACCUCUUCCAUGCCUCCGUGCCUUUCGCCUGGCGGAGGCUAAUCAGCCCAGCGAUUCAGAAACCUCUAAUGUGGACGAAAUGGACCUCGAGAAACUUCUCCUGGCGAUUAACGCCAUGGACGCCGAUGAGGGGGGACCACAAGAUCCGGAAAGGGACGAGGCUCUUCUUGAGGCAGACUUGCGUAAUACACCAUUUCAGGAGUCUUCCGCUUGGUACCCUUUCAAGAAAAAAGAGCCUGCCGGAGUGGGGGGCUUUACGAGCGUUGAGUACCCGCCUGAAGAAGAACCUUGGCCUUCACGUCUCUGA